Messenger RNA from Apus apus (common swift), 1255 nucleotides. It is a transcript of the gene MLX, whose product is annotated as MAX dimerization protein MLX. The record is from RefSeq and is a predicted model, not a curated record. Gene Ontology annotation, biological process: regulation of transcription by RNA polymerase II. Gene Ontology annotation, cellular component: nucleus. NCBI's taxonomy places the organism in Eukaryota, Metazoa, Chordata, Aves, Apodiformes, Apodidae. The transcript is spliced from 8 exons. Bases 62 to 799 code for a protein of 245 amino acids. Gene Ontology annotation, molecular function: RNA polymerase II cis-regulatory region sequence-specific DNA binding; DNA-binding transcription factor activity, RNA polymerase II-specific; protein dimerization activity.
CGGGGCGGACUGCGUUUCCCAUCGGCCCCUGCGGCGGUCACAUGACCGGGGCGGGCGGAAGAUGGCGGAGCCGCCGGGCGCCGCAGCCGAGGACUCGUGGGGGAAGGUGGACGCAGCGUACGGCGACAAUGGCCUGGAUUCGGCGCUCUUCAUGGAGAACGCCAGGAAAGGAAGCAUCGUGUCCCGGGCCAACAGCAUCGGCUCCACCAGCGCCUCGUCUGUCCCCAACACAGAUGACGAGGACAGUGACUACCACCAGGAGCCCUACGAGGAGUCCUACAAGGACCGGCGCCGCCGGGCGCACACGCAGGCGGAGCAGAAGCGCCGCGACGCCAUCAAGAAAGGCUAUGAUGACCUGCAGGCCAUCGUGCCCACCUGUGAGCAGCAGGACUUCUCCAUAGGCUCCCAGAAGCUGAGCAAGGCCAUCGUCCUCCAGAAAACCAUCGACUACAUCCAGUUCCUGCAUAAGGAAAAGAAGAAGCAAGAGGAGGAAGUUUCUACCCUCAGGAAAGACGUGAUGGCCUUGAAGAUCAUGAAAGUGAACUACGAGCAGAUUGUGAAAGCUCAUCAGGACAACCCGAAUGAGGGGAAGGACCAGGUCUCUGACGAGGUUAAGUUCAAUGUUUUCCAAGGCAUCAUGGAUUCCCUGUUCCAGUCCUUCAACGCCUCCAUCUCAGUAACGAGUUUUCAGGAGCUCUCGGCUUGUGUCUUCAGCUGGAUUGAGGAGCACUGCAAGCCCCAGACGCUGCGGGACAUCGUGGUGGGGGUCCUGCACCAGCUGAAGAGCCAGCUCUACUGACCCUGCCCGGCGCUGGGGACAGGCAGGGCAGGGCUGGAGCUUCUGUUAUUUAUUGUAUGAACCACGAAACCAAACGGCGGCUGCGCAGCCACCUCUGCCUGCAGGUGCUGCCACCGUCCCUGCUACCAAAUAUCUGUAGGGCCUUGGCACGGGGGGGCACGAGUGCUGAGGAGGGGGCUGCUCAGGGGCCAGGGGGCCUCUGGCACUGGGGCUUGCUGGGGCUGCUGCUCCCUGGUGCAGCUGGAGGCUGUUGCUGUGUGCUGAGGAGACCCCUCUGCUUGGGGGGGGGGGGGUGGGCCAAGGGCCUUGCAGCUGGGCAGGGGGCAGAGAGCAAACCCCUGUGGCUGCACCUGUCCCAGGAGGAGGUGGAACUUUACAGACUCUCAUGCAGAAGUAACAUAUUUUUCUAUUGUGAAAAAAACAACUAAAUAAAUUUCACUGAGUGUUUUGAUCAUU